This is a messenger RNA of Cylicocyclus nassatus, 1576 nucleotides long. Lineage: Eukaryota; Metazoa; Nematoda; Chromadorea; Rhabditida; Strongylidae. The record is from the annotation of a GenBank genome assembly.
AUUUCAGGACAUACAAAGGGCUAAAAGAACAACUCGGUAAGAGUAGAUAACUUGGUUUGUCCGAAAUGAAUUGAUAAACUGAAACAGUACUACGCUCCCUCCGGAAACUAUUGCUUGUCCACUAGAAGGGACUUAUUGUGCACCUAUGACACCAACUGCUGUAAUCCCUCAUUAAUCAUCAUAUGUGAAUAUGCAUCUUCGAUUUUUAAUCGCAUUAUUACCACUGGUUUUUGCCCAAUUUGAUGACGAAACCGCGUUUCAUUUCUCCGAUCUCUCACAUGGGCGUAUUGUCUGGAUUGUUGAGAGUAGCAGUUUACCCUGGAUCGGCGAAUACAGAUACUUGAGAUCGCGAAGUACUCAUCAGUCGAAGCUUUUAACAGUGGUCGACAGUUCCUCCGGAGUUACACUUGGAGAAUGCCAAGAUAGUCCGGAAGAUGAUUUCGUCUCUCCAUCCAAUGGAACUUGGAACCUAGUUCAAUGGGUACUGACGGCCGAUAGCUUAUCUUGUUCUAUAGCUCAUUCGAAUGCGUCACGCAAUGUUUUUCCUUUAUCCACAAGUCCUCGGACGUUUUCCAUACGGUUACAAUCAAUGCACGGUCCAUCAUGUGUGCGGGAUAUGAGAGUACAAAAUGAACGUUCAAUCGGUUGUCCACCUCACUUUUACGAAAAUUCCUUCUCAUCCAAUCAUCUCAGAUGUGGAUGCCCCUAUGAUGUAGAUAAUGCAAAAGAUAGUCAAGGUUCUGAUAGUCCACAUUUCCCUUUGUUCGAGUUAGGAAGUACUGUAUCACCCCAGCCCCUGGAAACGAGGAAAUGGACCGUUAGUCCAUGUGCAGAUUUCUAUUGUCAGAAUAAUGGAACAUGUGUUGUGACACAAGAAGGAACGGCUGCAUGCUUAUGUCGCAAUGGAUUUACUGGUGCCAAGUGCGAAAAUGAUGUUUGUGCGAACGUCCCUUGCCAAAACGGCGGGAAAUGUCGUGCAAAUGGGGGAGAAGCCUUUUGUGACUGUGCACCUCCAUACACUGGCAUUUUGUGCGAAUCGGCUGUUGCGUCUUGUGAGCCACCUUGUGUCAAUGGUGAAUGUGUUGUUCAAGACGAUAAAGUAGCUUGCAAGUGCAGAAAAGGAUUCAUUGGAUCUGUCUGUAAUGUCGUUGAUGUUUGCCAUGAGGAUGCGGCUUGCUCCAUGUUUGGUGCACAAGCAAAGUGCAUAAUAGACGAGACAAGUUUUACGCUGAUUUCAUCGUCUCUGUACAAUGCUUCCUACGAAUGCAAAUGCCCUCAUCCCGUUGAUGGCGAAUAUGUCGAUUGUCUUGCGCUGCACCUUUCAACAUCAGUAUCUGAGUCAAUUCCUACGAUGAUGCCGUCUAUACGUCAUACGGUCACAAGAAUGCAGGGAACAGGAACAACAACUGUAUCUCCACCACAUGUGCUCACCACUACUGAAAGGAAGUUAGAGCCAGAUACUCACCUGCCAGCCAUUCAUCGUCCUGUCGAAAAUACUACCCAUCUAUUAGUUCCUGUCGAAAAUACUACUUACUUACUAGUAAGUUUGAUGUUAUAUGUGUUCAUGAUGCCUUAA